Acanthaster planci (crown-of-thorns starfish) is the source of this 3622-nucleotide messenger RNA. RefSeq names its product MOK protein kinase (gene mok). The record is from RefSeq and is a predicted model, not a curated record. Gene Ontology annotation, molecular function: ATP binding; protein kinase activity. NCBI's taxonomy places the organism in Eukaryota, Metazoa, Echinodermata, Asteroidea, Valvatida, Acanthasteridae. Gene Ontology annotation, biological process: protein phosphorylation.
UAUUGGAUUAGUUCCGGUAUAUAUAUCGCAUGUAAUAAUAACGAGCCUUGAACAGGUGUACGUGAGCUGCAUGUACAAUGUCCAUAGCAGGUGAAGAUAAAGUGCUUCAGAAUGAGUUGUAAUUUUUUAAUCCUAGUUACUUUACCUUUGUCUGUGUGAUGAAACUAUGGAUUGGAUAACUAACUGUUCAACUGUUGUAGUUGCCUCUGUCUUAGCCACUUUUCAGCUAAAUUUAUUGAUGCUGAAUUGGUGAAUUACCUGCGACACCAUGCACAAGUAUCGAAUCCUUGGGAAGAAGGGUGAGGGAACCUUUUCAGAGGUUCUAAAGUGUCAACACAUCAAGGAUGGGACCUACUACGCCUGCAAGAAGAUGAAACAAACUUAUGACAGUUUGGAACAAGUCAAUAACCUGCGAGAGAUCCAGGCCAUGAGGAGGCUGAGUCCGCACGAGAACAUCCUGGAGCUCAUUGAAGUCAUCUUUGAUAAAAAGACAGGGACCCUGGCUUUACUAUGUGAGCUAAUGGAUAUGAAUAUAUACGAGUUAAUACGAGGGAGACGGCAUUAUCUGGCUGAAAUGAAGGUGAAAUCGUACAUGUAUCAGUUACUGAAAUCCCUGGAUCACAUGCACCGAAAUGGAAUAUUUCACAGAGAUGUCAAGCCAGAAAACAUACUUAUUAAGCUGGCCCGAGAAAAGGAUGACUUGUUGAAGUUGGCAGAUUUUGGUUCAUGUCGUAGUGUAUACUCCAAGCAACCCUACACAGAGUAUAUAUCAACAAGAUGGUAUAGGGCCCCUGAGUGCCUCUUAACAGAUGGGUAUUACACGUACAAGAUGGAUCUCUGGAGUGUGGGCUGUGUCUUCUUUGAAGUCAUGAGCCUACAUCCGUUGUUUCCUGGUGCCAAUGAGGUGGAUCAGAUUGCUAAGAUUCACGACAUCAUGGGAACACCGGAUGCCAGCAUUCUUAACAAACUCAGAAACAAAACGCGAGGAAUGAACUUCAACUUCCCACCCAAGAAAGGCUCAGGGAUUCAGAAGUUGCUGCCCCACGCAUCGCCGGAGAGCAUUGAGCUGAUGUUCCAGCUCUGCACGUAUGACCCGGAUGAGAGAAUAUCAGCCAAGCAGGCCCUGAGACAUCCCUACUUCAAGGACCUCAGAGAGGCAGACAAGAGGAAGCACCAACAGGCCACGUCCAAGAAGGCUGAAGAGGAGUCCGGGAAGAUGUCACCCAACUCGAUGGAGGAGACGCACGCUAAGACCACUAACAACAACCACAUCAUCACCACCAAGGAGGUGGAUGCAACUUACCAACCGCAGCAGAGAAGAAGAAGGAAACCCCGUCGGUUCCAGGAGACCGACAAGACCUACCACACCACCCUCCUGCCCAAGGUGGCCCAGUCCAACCAGCUCACGACCUCCAACGUGACCAGUUUCCCCACCAUGUCCUCCUUUCCUUCCUCCACCUUCCCUAAGCUGCACACGGGUCCGUCCAUGCUGCCCAGCAUAGCCAACACCCACUACAACAAGCACCACCAGCACACCAAAAAGUCCACCUCCUUCCAGGAACCCACAAAAUCAAUGUACGGCCACUAUCAGCUUCCGUCCAUACACAAAGGAAAAGGGACGCAAUUCUGAGCGAGUGGACCCUCCCCGCCCUGCCCCACCUUGGUUAGUGAUGUCUUCCUCGAGCGUUGUCAUCAGUUACCAUGGAAACACAUUCUCUGGUUCCUUGAGCUGUGUUUGUGUCAUUCCGUGUUCCGCGUUUUUAAGCCUGUCUUGGAAUGAACGGAAGAAGAGACUAAAGUGAAGUUUGCUGGUGACAUGUUUACUUGUUCAAUGGAAGCAGGAAGUAUUGUUCCUUAGGAAGUAUUGAAGUUGCAGUGCACCGGAUAUUUCUUAAGAUAAAAGAGUUAUCUUCUUGAUGUUGGCCUAAAUUCUGGAUCGAAAUAGACUCUGCAAGUGAGUUUCGCAGGCACAUCGUCAAAGUUGAUACAUUCUGACCGACUUUUAUGGAAUGAUCUACCGUUACCAUACUGGAACUACCGUGUAAACAGUGACUGAAGGAUUCCCCCCCCCCACAAAUCAGAUGAAUGCAGUACAAUUAAAUCAGAGUGUCAUCAUUAACAAACGUGGUGUGUGGAAGCGUGGAUGUGUGCAUCCUAACACUCAUUUGCCUAUUUGAAGCAUGGCGGACACAGUAGGAAGGUACUAUUUGAAGUGGUUAAGUUCUGAGUAAACAUGGAAGAUUUUACCCAACCCAAAUAACGCCCUCGUAGUGUGUCCGCCAUACUUUAUAUUGGUUGAUUACCUACAUUUUAGUGUCAUAAAACCGAGGCUGAUAUGAACAUGCGUGCAGUAUCAUAACUUGACCAUAGCUGCACUUUUUAUGACCUCUCGUAAUUUGAUGUUCUCAAAAUGUGAAUCGCUAAUUGACCUCACCUUUUUAACAUUCCUUUUGAUAUUUUUUACAUUAAUUUAUAUGUAAAAUGUGUGUGGAAGGCCAUUGGGAACACACAUCACACUUUACAUCUUAAUAGGGUUUCUCAUUUCCAAUCUCCAGAGUGUGUAGGGUUUACUUGUGGAGAAAGAAAUAACGGUUGAGAGCGUACUUGAGUGUUUAAAGUAGGAGAAAUGGAUGCCAUAUUAGCCAAUGCCCACAUUAUGCAGUAACACUUUGAAUGUGCAGAGCUACAUGUAAUCAGUGGUGUAACUAUGGGGGGGGUGAAGCAUUCCUUACCCUUUGCAGGUCCCCACCCCCAUUUGAAAUUAAUGUACACAUCUUAUGGAUAACCUUCAGUUUAGUUGCUUUCACAGGUACCUCCCCAGAAACUUUACUCCAGCUAUGUCGCUGGAGCUGUUGAAACAACGGUCUAGUCACUGCCUCUAGAAAUGAGUAUAUACCGUGCACUGGUAAAGAAAAUGAUCAUGUGCAUGAUGUGCAUGGUUGUUUUGAAGCCACCACGUCAUGCACAUUGUGUUAAUAGUAACCAAAUGGGGCAUAUAGAUACUCCUUUCACAUGUAUCUCUCCCCUUGAACAUUGUUGUCAUGUUCUCACAUUAUGCUCAGAGCACGUAGUGACAUGUACGGACCUCAUCAAGUCCAGUAAAUGAGAGAUUUUUUUUUUGAAUUGGAAGUACUGUACAUGUUUCUCUGUUGAGUAUACGUUUUACAAAAGACUAACUCAUUGUGAAGCAAGGCACACUGUGAAGGAGUGUCUAUGGGUACAUUUGUAGUACUUGCAUGCAAGGGGUGGAUCCAGGGUCACAUGGGAAAGAAACAAAAAUUUGGAACUGAUGUAACCCUUUUAUGGCCUUUCGGAGGGAUGAGGGCUUUAUUUUGGGACUUUCUAUGUGCUUUUAGACAAAAGGAAUGUAAAUAGACCCAAAAAUCACCUUCUGUGCAUUUUUUUCAAAAAGGGUUUUGCUCUAUUUGGGAGGGGAUGGCCCCGUUGGACCCUUGGAUCCACCAAUGCAUGUAUGGUUCGUAGAGAACAACUUUCUUGUACAUUCUAAUAAUGUAUAGAAAAAGCUUUUAAUUGUGUAUAUAUGUAUUGAAGAGAUUCUGUAUGUAUAAACUAUUUUGCUUGUUGAUUACUUGCAAUUUUUAAAAAAAAAAUUUUUAGUUAA